AUGUGCUUUGAUGUUAUCAUCACAUCCUUAUCUUCUUACAGAACCCAAAAUGCGGUACACGAGGAUGGUGCUACGAACCUUUACUCGUUCGACCAAACUGCGGAUGGCAUGCAGGUCCACUCCAAUAAGAUAUUGCAGAUGACGGAAAAUGUGCAAUGUUGUAAAUGUCGAAAAAGGUGGCAACUCGCUAUUCUGGCAAACAUCGGUUUCAUGAUCGUAUUUGGAAUUCGCUGCAACUUCGGCGCAGCUAAGAAUCACAUGUUCAAGAACUAUACUGAUCCGUGGGGACACCACCAUAUACAUGACUUCAAUUGGACUCGCGCCGAACUGAGUGUUAUGGAGAGUUCUUUCUUCUAUGGUUAUCUUGUCACGCAAAUUCCGGCCGGAUUUCUUGCUGCUAAAUAUCCGCCAAACAAGCUCUUUGGAAUCGCCAUUGGCACAGCCUCAUUCCUCAACGCUUUUCUCCCAUAUGCUUUCAAUACUAAGAGCGAUACUUUGGUGGCCAUCAUUCAGAUAGCGCAAGGGCUUGUGCAGGGAGUCGCAUUCCCAUCCAUGCACGGUGUUUGGCGCUUCUGGGCCCCACCUUUAGAACGAUCAAAGCUGGCCACAACUUCAUUCACUGGCUCCUAUGCAGGAGCAGUACUUGGCCUCCCUGUAUCCGCUUGGCUUGUAUCGUACAUUAGCUGGAGCGCUCCUUUCUACCUCUAUGGUAUUUGUGGCUGUAUAUGGGCAGUGUUCUGGUUUUCUUUGACAUUCGAGAAGCCCGCCUUCCAUCCAACAAUUUCACUUGAAGAGAAAAAGUAUAUAGAAGAAGCGAUAGGGCAUGUGUCGAACACACAUCCUACUUUUCACACAGUUCCGUGGAAGGCAAUCCUCACGUCAAAGCCAGUGUGGGCAAUCAUCGUAGCGAACUUCGCCAGAAGCUGGACAUUCUAUCUACUUCUGCAAAAUCAACUUACUUAUAUGAAGGAGAAGCUGGACAUGAAUAUCAACGAUUCUGGGAUGCUCGCAGCAUUACCGCAUGCCGUCAUGGGUGUAGUCGUGUUAUUAGGAGGACAAUUAGCGGAUUACUUGCGAUCCCACAAAAUCUUAUCAACAACGGCUGUUAGGAAACUUUUUAACUGUGGAGGUAGGCGAGAUUUGAACGUACAUUCUUGA
This is a messenger RNA of Strongylus vulgaris, 1158 nucleotides long. Lineage: Eukaryota; Metazoa; Nematoda; Chromadorea; Rhabditida; Strongylidae. The record is from the annotation of a GenBank genome assembly.